ACGUGAUCGCACCCGCAUCAAGGCAAUCACUUUCUAGCUCUCUCUUUUUGUGUGAUACUUCUUUAUUAGAUACCUCUUUUUGCGCGACUACUUAAAUGAAGUUUAGAUAGGCUGAUUAUCAAUUUCAACUCUUACACAAAAAAAGAUGAAUUACAUCACUGCGCUAUAGCUCAAGUUGCUCUAAAAUGUCGCUUGAAAACGGAACGAAAGAAGCAAAAUUUGUUUAUCACAACACAAAUGAAUGGCUCAAACAAAACAGGGAACAUUUCAAGCCCCCUGUCUGCAACUACCUUAUGCACGGCGCCGGUCGCCUGAAGGUGAUGUACGUGGGCGGACCAAACAUCAGGAAGGACUUCCACCUGCAGGAGGGCGAGGAAUUCUUCUACAUGAUAAAGGGCGACAUGAACCUCAUCAUCCUCGAGAACGGGAAGUUCAGGGACGUCAUCAUCAAAGAGGGCGAGGCAUUCCACCUGCCGGGCAAGAUCCCGCAUUCGCCCCAGCGUUUCGCCGACACCAUGGGGCUGGUCAUCGAGCGCGAGCGCAUGCUACAGGAGCAAGACUGCGUGAGGUACUUCGUGGGUGACACGACUGAAACGCUGUACGAGGAGUGGUUCUACUGCGAAGACCUGGGCACGCAGCUCGGUCCUGUCAUCAAACGCUACUUCGCGUCCGAGCAACACAAGACUGGCAAACCUAUUCCUGGAACCAUCACUGAAACGCCUCCAUUCGUACCAGACUCGGAGCGUUUUACUGAGAAGCCUUUCCACUUACGCACUUGGAUAAAGGAAAAUUUGGCUAAGCUGGAGAGCGCGGGCAGACUGCGUCUGUGGGACACGUCGUACCAGAGCGACGUGCUGGCGCUGGGCGAGGGCGCCGACAUCGACGUGGCGACCGUCGACGAGGAGACGUGGCUACUGCAACUGGUUGGCACCAGCAGCGUGGAGGUGGAAGGACAGCGUACAGAGCUGCAGGAGGAUGACUCUGUACUCAUCAGAGCGCACGCCGUGUACAGUCACUACCGACCUAAAGGAUGCGUGUGCCUUUAUGUGCAGAUGCCCUGGGCUAGUAAGACAAGAGCUUGGAGCUCCACGAAAAACGCAAACAAAGAGUUUGUUGCCAAAUGCUGCGGAAAAACUGAGAUCGAGCCUGCGAAUACGAAGAAAAUCUAAAGUUUUUUCAUCGAAAGAGAAUAUUUUAGGGAAAUUUAAAACUACACAUUUUACCGAGAGCUAUAAAAUAACCGGCAAAGCAGUUGUUUCAGCGCCAUAUCUGACAAAGAGACAAAAUUAAUUUCGGAUGCUCAGAAGGAAUAACUCUAAAGUAAAAAUACAUUUGUUUUAGAAUUACUACACUAAAUCCUAAAAAUCAGGCAAUUGAUUGAUUCAUUUAUCAAAUCCUUUUUUCAUCUAAUUUAGAUGUUUUGAGAUAACGAAAUUUGCAGGAUACACUCAACUCUAUACAGAAACUUUUCUAAUUAUCGAAGUAAAUAUGAUGAAAUGACAUUUCACCAUCGAAAUUAGUUUCUAUGGUGAAAUAUAAUAUCACUGUCGUAAAAUAAUUACUAAUUAAUUUUCGUCACAAUAUCGUCACUCUAGAUUCUAGAAGGUCAAUAAAACAUCACGUUGAUGUAACCAUCUUCCAUAUUAUAAAAUAUAACAUUUAAAUGUGAGAUAAACAAGAUUCUUUUCAUUAGGAUAGCGAAGGAUCAACUUGAUAGUGGAGAUCGUAAAUCGUUGUUUGCAGUCCCAUGGCGCUUUUUCUAAACACAUUUACAUUAAUUUGAUGUCGAAAAAACGCGAAUGAAUUCA
Hyalella azteca is the source of this 1808-nucleotide messenger RNA. RefSeq names its product 3-hydroxyanthranilate 3,4-dioxygenase. Gene Ontology annotation, biological process: 'de novo' NAD+ biosynthetic process from L-tryptophan; quinolinate metabolic process. NCBI's taxonomy places the organism in Eukaryota, Metazoa, Arthropoda, Malacostraca, Amphipoda, Hyalellidae. Gene Ontology annotation, molecular function: 3-hydroxyanthranilate 3,4-dioxygenase activity; iron ion binding. Gene Ontology annotation, cellular component: cytoplasm. The coding region runs from base 186 to 1169 and encodes 327 amino acids. The transcript has 8 exons. The record is from RefSeq and is a predicted model, not a curated record.